AUGGAGAGAUGUCUGGAGGACCACGAGCUGGUGGUUCAGGUUCAAGCCUCCAUGAGCAGUGACAGUAAAUUCCUCUUCAGGAAGAACUAUGCCAAAUAUGAAUUCUUCAGGAACCCCCUGAACUUUUUUCCAGAGCAGAUGGUGGCUUGGUGUCAGGAGUCCGAUGGCUCGAUCCCUCAGUCACAGCUCUUACAGAACUUUCUGAACUCGAGCAGCUGUCCAGAGAUCCAGGGCUAUCUGUCUGUGAAGGAGCCUGGACGCAAGUCCUGGAAGAAGCUCUACAUGUUCCUGCGGCGCUCGGGUCUCUAUUAUUCUACUAAAGGAACAUCCAAGGAGCCCAGACACCUGCAGCUGCUGUCAGAUCUGGAGGAUAGUAACAUCUUCACCAUCAUCACGGGCAGAAAACUUCACAACGCCCCCACAGACUACCAGUUCUGUAUCAAGCCCAGUAAAGUGAGGAGUGACUGUAAGGAACUGAAGAUGCUGUGUGCCGAGGACGAACAGAGCAGGACCUGCUGGAUGACCGCGUUCAGACUGUUCAAAUAUGGGAUUGUUCUGUAUCAGAGCUACAACGUCCCCCAGCAGAGGAAGUCGAACCUCUCGCCUUUCUCUGCGCCCGUGCGGAGUGUAUCUGAGAACUCCCUGGUUGCCAUGGACUUCUCCGGACGGACUGGACGCGUCAUCGACAACCCGGUGGAGGCCCAGAGUGCCGCACUGGAGGAGGGACAGACCUGGAGGAAAAGGAGCCAGCGUAUGAAUGUCCUGGGCAGUCCCAGCCCACUGCAUCCAUCGUCUCUGAGCACAGUAAUCCACAGGACACAGGUAUGGUUUCAUGGUCGCAUCAUGAGAGAGGAAGCCCACAAAAUGAUCAUACAACAAGGGCAAGUCGACGGGUUAUUCCUGUUGCGGGACAGUCAGAGUAAUCCCAAAGCGUUUGUGCUCACCUUGUGCCACCACCAGAAGAUCAAGCACUUCCAGAUCCUACCGUGCGAAGAGGACGGUCAGGUGUUCUUCACCCUCGACGACGGCGCCACCAAGUUCACCGACCUGAUCCACCUGGUGGAGUUUUACCAGCUCAACAGAGGAGUGCUGCCCUGCAAGCUCAAACACCCGUGCACCGCUGUGGCCUUGUGA
Molecule: messenger RNA, 1134 nt
Organism: Amphiprion ocellaris (clown anemonefish)
Lineage: Eukaryota; Metazoa; Chordata; Actinopteri; Pomacentridae
Product: growth factor receptor-bound protein 10-like
Exons: 12
Coding region: 1-1134 (377 amino acids)
Biological process (GO): negative regulation of Wnt signaling pathway; negative regulation of insulin receptor signaling pathway; insulin receptor signaling pathway
Molecular function (GO): insulin receptor binding
Source: RefSeq, a predicted model, not a curated record